Messenger RNA from Pipistrellus kuhlii (Kuhl's pipistrelle), 3555 nucleotides. It is a transcript of the gene PRRT4, whose product is annotated as proline rich transmembrane protein 4. The coding region runs from base 295 to 3015 and encodes 906 amino acids. The transcript has 6 exons. The record is from RefSeq and is a predicted model, not a curated record. NCBI's taxonomy places the organism in Eukaryota, Metazoa, Chordata, Mammalia, Chiroptera, Vespertilionidae.
GUGCCGGAGGAAGCGGGAGCCGGAGCGGCCGGGCAGGGGACAGCGCUGUGGCCGCCGCCGGGCCGGCCAGCCCCGGGCAGCGCGCUGGCCAAGCCGAGGUGGCGGGCACCGGGCACGACCGAGAGGACCGGCGCGACUCCGCGGAGCGCUGCCAGCGGGGCGCCAGGGCCGCCACCUCCCGCCUCCGGGACCUGGCAGCGGAAACGCCUCCGAGGGGGCAGGACCUCCGCGCUCCGAAGGUGCUGAAGAGCUGAGUCCCUUACCCACGGAGGCUGCCUGAGACCCCGUGGGGCCAUGGCGGGCCAUGGCUGUCUGGGGCUGGGGCUGUUCUGCUGGGUCCUCCUCGCUGUCCCCGUGGGCCCCCAGCCUGCUUCCUCCAUCCCGGGCGCCCCUCUCACCACGCUGACCCCACCACCUCAGAGCGAGGCCUCUAUGCUGUCCCUCAAUCUGGGACUGAACUUCAAAUUCCACCUUCGGGGACCUGCUUCGGCCUGGGGGGCGCCCGUCACGGAGACCCACCCGCUGUCCCCCGGGCAGAGCCAGGAGCUGGAGGAGGAGGCGGCCAGUGGACUGAGGACUGACCCGCUUUGGGAUCUGCUGGUGGGCUCCCUGGGGAACUACUCCCCAGAGUGGGGUUCCGCUGAAGGCAGCGCCACCCCCUGGGCCUCCUCCCUGCCUCUGGAAUCCACUUCCCCCCUCUCUGGGCCCACCACCCGGCCUACUGCCCCCUACCAGCCCAGGGCGGGCACUAUGACCUGGGACACUGCCCUGAUGGCCACAGCACCUCCGUCCAGCGCCCCCAGGCCCCAGCAGACGGAGCUGGAAGUGCAGUUUGACAUGUCCCUGAGAGCAGGGGCAGCCCCCACGCUCGGGCAUCGGACCCUGCCCCUGCUGCCCAGUCUGCGGGCCAGCCUGGCAGAGAUUGCUGGGCGCCUGGGACCGUUCGGGUUCUUCGGCACCACUCUGUCCCCUCUCCGGAACUUCUCAGGCGGGAGCCCGCCGGGCCCGGCGGCGUCCCCGAGCGCUGCCUCCAGAGCCUCUGCUUUGCCGGGGUCCUUUGGCACCACGCUGUUCCCACCCCCGUCCUCCCUGGAUAGCAAGCUUGCAAGCCCAGGCCCACCAGGCCCACUAGACCCAACUGCUUCUCUGAGCGCCGCCUCCGUUGCAACCACAUUGCUAGAACAGGACGCCACCCUCCCCACCUUUGGUCCAGAGGAUCCCUCUCCUGCCAGCCUCGGAAACCCUUCUGUGCAGCCGGCGGGGUGUGGGCCAGGGUCCUGCCACGUUGAACUGCCCGAAGGCGAGGGGCAGCCUCCUGCGGCCCCGCUGUCCCUCUUCUUCCUGACCCUGGAGGCCGACUGGGCGGAGGCCCGGGCUCGCUGGGGGUUGGCCUGGGAGGCCCACGUGUACGGGGUAGGCGCCCUCUUCGGCCUGGUGGCCGCGCUGGCGCUGCUGGCCCUGGCCCUCUUGCCCUGGCGCUGCCCGCCCGGCGCCCCCUGCCUGGCGCUGCUGGACGUGCUCCUGCUCUCGGCCGGGGCCACGCGGGCGUUCCCGCUCUUCUACGACGCCUACGGGCAUCGCGACCGGCUGCCCGCGCUGGCCUGGCUGCUGCUGCAGGACCUGCCGCCGCCGUGCCUGGCCGCCGGCCUGGGCCUGGCCUGCCUGCUGCUGGCCCGGCCGCGCCCGCCGCGCUGCCCCGCCGGCCUGGCCGCGCUGCCGCUGCUGGGCCUGGCGCUGGCGGCCGCCGCCGCGCUGGGCAGCGCCGCCCACCGCCCGCUGCGGCCCCUGCGGCUCGCCUCCCGCGGCCUGCACGCCUUCCUCGCCGCCCUGCUGUCCGCCCUGCUACUGGCGCUCUCCUGCUGGCGGGGCCGGAGGCGGCGGGCCGGGGCGCCCCUCGGAGGGUCCGGGCUGCAGGGCGCCACGCCGCUCCCGCCGGCGGCGCGCAGCCCCUUCGCCCCGCGGGACUCCUGGAGGCGCGCGGCGCGCACGGCCCCGGUGGCCGGCGCCUUCGGGCUGCUGAGCGGGGCGCUGCAGGGCUACGAGGUGCUGCACGCCCUGGGCCUCGGCGGCCAGCCCGGCCUGGCGGGGCCCUGGCCCUGGUGGGCCUUCCAGCUGGGCCUGCGCCUGGGCGAGGUGGGCAUCGCGCUGCCGCUGGCGCUGCUGGGCCUCUACCCGGCGCUCUGCAGCCCCCGCGCGCCGCCGCCGCGCUGCUGGGCCAAGCUCCUCCGCCUGUCCCCGGGCCACGCGGCGCCGCUGCUGCCCGCGCGCUGGGUGCCCGGGGCGCCGGACAAGGAGCCUCUGGGCGGCGCCAUCGCGCGCGGCGACGCGGAGCUGCUGCAGCUGUGCGCCCUGGCGGGGCCGGGCCCCGACCUCCUGUUCCAGGGAGGCUCCUGUCGGGGCUGCGGGGGGUCAGCGGCCCACCCGGCGCCCCCCUCCCCAGCUUCCUCCCCAUGCAGCGACUGCACUGUGGACUUCGCCCCGCCAUCCCCCAUCAACCUGCGGCGCAGCAUCGAGGAGGCCCUCUGCAGCGAGGCGCUGCUGGCGCCCGGGCUCUUCCAGGGCCCUGCCUUCGGGGAAGCCCUGCCCGGGCUCGGCCUCUACGGCACCUCCUCGCCCGGGGCUGGGCCCAGUGGGAGGUCCGAGGAGGCCCCGGUCAUCUCCGCGCCCCCAGGCCUUUCCUCCCCCGGGGCCUGGCCCGCGGGCAGUAGCGCGUCGUCAGGCUCGCUGUGUGGACUUUCCCGGGACAGUUCGUCCAUGCUGCUGUGCUCCAGCCCAGACCGGGACCGGGCCCCGCGCUGCCCGCUGGUCUGCGUCCUCAGCCCCCCGCGGCCCUCUGCAAGCAGCCCACGCCUCCCAGCCUCAGGAUCCUACCAGGCCCUGUCCCCGUCCUCCCGCGACUCCCCAGAGCCUGCCUGUGAGCUGCAGGCCCAAGAGGCCUUGCUGCAGGAGCAAUUCCUGGACGCCUGCCGGCAGAUCGACGAGUUGAGCAUGGGCAGCGACACCAUAGACCUGUGAAGAGGAAGCCCCCUCGGGACCAGGCCAUACGCCCCCUCCUGGCGUCAGCCCUGCCCCUGACCUGCACACUGUCACCCUCCCCCCAUCCGGCCUGACUCACAUACCUCGCCCUGCUUCCUCCCCCAUCCAGGGGCUUCUGGGUGGGUGGGUCAGCAGCCAGGCUCUGUGGAUUGGGAAUUAGUGCCGCCUCCUCUGGAGCCCUGGGCGUCGAUGCCCUCGCCAUUCUAGGCUGGCAGGGGUCCCACUUGCCUUGGCAUUCACCAGCAAUAAAGCUCCAAGGUGCUCCACUCCUGAUCGCCACUGCCCGCUCUGGUACUGGGUGAGGGGGGCUAUCCUCAGAAGACCUCGGGAUGGUCCUCAGCCCCCGUGCCCACCUCUGCCAUGCCCAGGAGUCCCAUCCCUGCGGGAGAGACUCCCCGUUCCCACAGGACCCUCCCCUGGAGAAGGAAGGGUCCAUGGCCCACCUAGGAGACUCUACAGCUGUUGUGUGGGGGAUGAGCGCUAUCAGAGUUAAUUUAUCAAUAAAAUAUUUUCAGAGGA